AUGUUGCUAUCUAUAAAUGAUUGGGAAAGAAAUAAUUCAAUAAAUUCUACCACACUCGCAACUGAUCUCCUUAAGCAAAGAUCUAAGAGGAAUAAAGCUCACAAAAUAGAACUUUCUAGUGACUCUAAAUAUAAUUGUUUCAUUUGUGAAGUCCAGAUUAAAGUAGAGAAACAGAAGAAUUAUGCACAGUAUAGUUUUUACAAACACUAUAUUGCGGAAGAGGGUCAUUUUUCUGCUUCUUCAUUUGUUAUUGGAAAUGCUCCUCAGACAGGUAUUACCCUUCCGAAAGGAAUAGAAUACUUGUAUGUAUACUUUCACCCUGGCAAAAAUGGAUCUCCUCUUAUUAUUUACAUACCUCCGGAAGAUGAUGAACGUUCCACUAAAGGCACAUGGUGGAAGAAAUCUUAUAGGAAGGGCGCUAUUUGGGAAAAGGAAGGAAAGGAUAUGUCACCACCUAAUCCGUCUGAGGACCCUACAAUUGUGGAAAUAAUUAGUGAAAUUCCGGAAAAUGCUCCUGCAAUAAAUCAACAAACUUCUUCCGGGACAAAAACGGCGGCUUCUGUUUUAACUCCACUAGCUGCUACCGGAGUGACUGAAACUGCAAAUUUCUUCCUUAAUCCAAGCUGGAGUAUAAUUAGGAGAGUGAGUACUAUUUUUAGCACCGCUGUAUAG
Theileria equi strain WA is the source of this 672-nucleotide messenger RNA. RefSeq lists its product as hypothetical. Bases 1 to 672 code for a protein of 223 amino acids. Lineage: Eukaryota; Apicomplexa; Aconoidasida; Piroplasmida; Theileriidae. The transcript is spliced from 2 exons. The record is from RefSeq and is a predicted model, not a curated record.